Molecule: messenger RNA, 731 nt
Organism: Anas platyrhynchos (mallard)
Lineage: Eukaryota; Metazoa; Chordata; Aves; Anseriformes; Anatidae
Gene: PBDC1
Product: polysaccharide biosynthesis domain containing 1
Cellular component (GO): cytoplasm
Source: RefSeq, a predicted model, not a curated record
GUUCCCCCGCCCCGGACGCGGCCCUUUUGGGGGGGGGGCGGGGCCGCGGCCCCGUUUCCGCCGUGGCCGCGCGAUGGCGGCGGCGCUGGGCCCCGGGGAGGCCGCGGCGGCCGCUCACGCCCUGACCCUGCCGGCGGAGGCUUACGGCAAUGAUCCCAACGUGGAGCUGAUGUGGGCCAUGCGGGCCUACCAGCACGCCGAGGUCUACUUCAACCUCAUCUCCUCGGUGGACCCCAAAUUCCUGAAGCUGACCAAGGCGGACGAGCAGAUCUACGGCGACUUCAGGAAAACCUUCGGAGACCUCAAAAUCGACGUCCUCGACCCCGAGGAGCUCAAAUCGGAGCCGGCCAAGGAGAAGUGGCGCCCCUUCUGCCUGCGCUUCGAGGGGGUGGUGGAGGACUUCAACUACGGCACCUUGCUGCGCCUGGACUGCAGCAAGGGCUACACGGAGGAGAACACGAUAUUUGCCACCAGAAUCCAGUUUUUUGCCAUCGAAAUAGCUCGGAACCGAGAGGGCUGCAACAACGCCGUCUACAACAGCGCCAAGGAGCCAGCGAGGGCGUGAGGACGAAUUCGGCUCCGCUUCGUUCCCCAUGGGGUCAGCCCAGGGGCUGCUGCCCCCCUUUUUUUCCCCCCAUGGGACAGGGGCAGGAGGAGGCAGGACAGCGCAGGGCGUCCCGUCCCUCCUGCUGCAGUGCCUCGGAGCUCAGCCUCUGCUUGCAAUAAAUAAA